AUGGCGGUCCGCUUUCCUGGCUUUUCUGCCAACCUUGCCAUGCUCUUCCAGGAGGUGCCAUUCUUGCAGCGCUUUGCUCGUGCGCGACGAGCGGGCUUCAAUGCCGUUGAGAUCUCCAGCAACGAGCUUUUUGCGCAUCCACCAGACGAGGUCAGGAGCUGUUUGGAUGCUGAGGGUUUGGAAUGCGUUCUUUUCAACCUACCAGCUGGUGACUGGCGCCAAGGAGACCGUGGCUUGGCUUCCCUGGACCGUCCCAAGGAGUUCUUGGCCUCGCUCCAGCAAGGGGCCGAAUAUGCACAGAGGCUGAAGUGCCCUCGAGUUCAUUGUCUAGCGGGCCUGAAUGGCUCUGCAGAGCUCUACCGAUCCAAUCUUCGAAAAGCGGUGGAAUUCUUGGGCCCGGAUGUGGAGGUUUUGAUCGAACCCAUCAACCAAAGAAGCAUGCCAGGUUACCAUCUGGCAUCAUUUGCGGAAGCUGCAGACAUCAUUGCGGAUAUUGCUGGACAGUCAGACAAGCCUUUAAAGCUGCUCUUUGAUGUCUUUCACUGCCAGAUUCUACAUGGAGAUCUGAGUACGAAUAUGAGGAAGUACUCCGAUCACAUUGGACAUGUGCAGGUGGCUGGUGUGCCUGACCGAGGAGAGCCUGAUGCAAGGCAAGAAGUCAACUUCAGGUAUCUCUUUGAUCUUCUACGAAAUGAACUGGGCUAUCAGGGACAUAUUGGCUGUGAAUACCACCCCCGCGGAGAGACAGAGGAUGGCCUAAAGUGGCUAGAAGAAGUGGUGGCAGAGUGA
Molecule: messenger RNA, 789 nt
Organism: Durusdinium trenchii
Lineage: Eukaryota; Dinophyceae; Suessiales; Symbiodiniaceae
Source: the annotation of a GenBank genome assembly